Molecule: messenger RNA, 1524 nt
Organism: Rhinocladiella mackenziei CBS 650.93
Lineage: Eukaryota; Fungi; Ascomycota; Eurotiomycetes; Chaetothyriales; Herpotrichiellaceae
Exons: 1
Coding region: 1-1524 (507 amino acids)
Molecular function (GO): LPPG:FO 2-phospho-L-lactate transferase activity
Source: RefSeq, a predicted model, not a curated record
AUGCUCAAUUCCAAAGGAAUAGUGGUUUUCUCUGGUGGAAGCGCGGCCAAUAGCCUCGUCGACGCAUUCGAAGCCGUACGAGAGAACAAGGACUGCCCCUUAAGUUAUAUUAUCCCCAUCAGCGACAAUGGAGGCUCUUCCUCAGAGCUGAUACGAGUGUUUGGUGGUCCUGGAAUCGGCGACGUCCGCAGUCGUCUCGUCAGGCUCAUACCGACUGAUCCUCCGUCUCCGGAGAGGUCGGCGAUAUCCUCUUUGUUCAACCAUCGCUUAACGUCAACAUCAUCUGCGGACGCAGCGACGGAAUGGCAAUCGAUUGUGUCGGGCACAUCUGAUCUAUGGCGUGGCAUCCCCUCGGCAAAGAGGGAACUCAUCCGCUCAUUCUUCAAUCUUCUCAACCUCGAGGUCCUCAAACGAUCGAGGCCCUCCUCUACAUUCGAUUUCACCUCGGCCAGUGUUGGAAAUCUCUUUCUGACCGGAGCACGAUUAUUCAGUGGCAGCUUCGAAUCUGCCAUCUAUUUGUUGAGCAGUAUAUGCGCCAUUCCCGAUGGCGAAGUACGGGUCAUCCCCAGCAUAAAUUCCAAUUUCACCCACCACAUUGCGGCCGGACUUGCAAAUGGAGAAGUCAUCGUGGGCCAAAACAAUAUUUCGCAUCCUGCGGCGGCAACUGCUCUAGAGAUGCGAACAGUUUCUUCUGACCCGCCACAUGCGGUCAGAACUUGUCACAGUGUGGAUCACGUGGAGGAAAUCGAAGACGCUAAUCUCCCGGGGACCUUACCUACUCUUCGCCAACGCAAUAUCAAAUUUAGUAAGGAGGAAGACGAAGACCUCCCAGCUCGAAUCGAGCGAAUAUGGUACAUCAAUCCAUAUGGACAAGAAAUGCUCCCGCCCGCCAAUCCACAGGCAAUCUCGGCGAUCAAACAAUCUCAAGCUGUCAUUUAUUCGAUCGGCUCACUCUAUACCUCCAUCAUACCCUCCAUUGUCCUGAAAGGCGUCGGCGAGGCGCUACGGUCGACUCCGGCUCGCCACAAAAUUCUCAUUCUCAAUGGCUCGCUGGACCGUGAAGUAGGUCCGAGUUCAGAUCCAUACUCCGCAUUGGAUUUUGUUGAAGCAAUUGCUCGUGCCUGCGAACAAUCAAGGGGACACAUCUGGAGGCCGCCUCUCCACAUCUCCAAGUCAGCUGAGACGCUGAAGUCUUCCCACAUAUUCCCCGGAGUUCACCAUGGAGGGUUCCUCGCUCCUGGUACAUCACAUCAUCCCAACGCACACAGUACCGGUCGAGAUUCCAUCUACCGCACGUACGUGACGCACGUCGUUCAUCUGACCGGAGAGGGAACGCCUGAAGUUGACCGUCAGCGCCUUGCGUCUCUUGGUAUUGAUUGCUUGAAGCUGUACGGCCGAAAGAGCGCAAAGGGUGUCAUGUUAUAUGACGCACAAGCCCUGAUUGGUGCGAUUGAAGCGAUCCUGGGCAAAAAAGGGGAUGCCAUGGCAUUGAGCAGAAGUCGCCGAAAUACCUUGGAUGCUUAG